AUACGUUUUCGAAAUGUGGUAGGCGGGGUUAGGGGGGUCAGCCCCCCUAUAGACCUGGCGCCUUCGUCACGGAUCAAAACGGCGACCGACACAGACUACGAUGAAACAGCGAAAUUAUAUACAGAGUGUCCCAGGAGUAUACGAACGUUAUUCUAUUUGAUAUGUCCUGACAACGGGCCCAGGGCCACCACGAUGCCAACAGAGGACGACUAUGGCCGAAGACAAAUCUCGUCAUCGCAACCACAACAUCCCCCCACAAACACUCCCUCGCCUUCUCCUCUACCCUCUCAUUGUCCUGCUGGCUGCGUUCCUGCGAAAAACCCGCUCGGCAGCGAUCGGGUGCCUUCGGGCGUCUUCGGCGGCGAUCGGGCGGUCUUCGGCAGCGAUCGAACGCCUUCAGGCGUCUUCGGGAGCGAUCGGACGCCUUCGGGCGUGUUCGGGAGCGAUCGGGCGCCUUCGGGCGUGUUCGGGAGCGAUCGGGCGAGUUCGGGCGUGUUCGGGGGUGAUCGGCCGGGCUCAGAUCGGCUGCCGUCGGGCGAGCGGUAUCAGGGCGUAUCGGAGAGGUUUCCUUUGGGCGAGAGGCCACAAACGUCGGUGUCGGCGGAUCGGUUGGCUGGGAAGGAGCAGCAGCAACAGCAGCAGCUGCAGCUACAGGGGUCGGGCUAUUGCCAAGACGAUAGACCGAAUUAUCAGUCGGAAAGGUUCGUAUACAAUAUAUUGAAGACUGGAACCUUUGGCACGAUAACACACUACACACUGUUUUACCACUAA
This is a messenger RNA of Phaedon cochleariae (mustard beetle), 771 nucleotides long. The record is from the annotation of a GenBank genome assembly. NCBI's taxonomy places the organism in Eukaryota, Metazoa, Arthropoda, Insecta, Coleoptera, Chrysomelidae.